Messenger RNA from Arabidopsis arenosa, 1247 nucleotides. The record is from the annotation of a GenBank genome assembly. NCBI's taxonomy places the organism in Eukaryota, Viridiplantae, Streptophyta, Magnoliopsida, Brassicales, Brassicaceae.
GAUUGCAGGAUCCCUAAAUAUUGUCGGGGCGUUGAAUCUUACAAAUUUGCUAGUGUAUAUUCUCGUCAAAUCUGUAUCUUCCUUCUUCGUUCUUCUUCUUCUGGGUUUGAUUGGCGGACGAAGGGAGCUGAAUCAGAGCUUCAGAAUUGAAUUUGAUCUUUGAUUUUGUUCCGGUUAAGUCACGACGAGGCUUUGGUGUUUGGAGCAUUUCUGAGGAAUUAUGGGAUAUCUGAAUUCUGUUUUGUCAUCUUCGAGCCAGGUUCACUCCGACGAUGGACCUGUUAGCGGCGGCGGCCUCAGUCAGAACGGGAAGUUCAGCUAUGGAUAUGCAAGCUCUCCCGGUAAAAGAUCUUCAAUGGAGGACUUCUAUGAAACUAGGAUUGAUGGCGUUGAUGGGGAAAUUGUUGGUCUAUUUGGAGUCUUUGAUGGACAUGGAGGUGCACGUGCAGCUGAAUAUGUGAAGCAAAAUCUGUUCAGUAACCUUAUCAGGCAUCCAAAGUUCAUAUCUGAUACCACAGCAGCCAUAGCUGAUGCAUACAACCAAACAGACUCAGAGUUCCUUAAAUCAGAAAAUAGUCAGAACAGAGAUGCUGGUUCAACGGCGUCCACAGCCAUCUUAGUUGGUGACCGUUUACUUGUUGCAAAUGUCGGGGACUCUAGAGCUGUUAUAUGCAGAGGUGGCAAUGCUAUUGCUGUAUCCCGAGAUCACAAGCCUGAUCAAAGUGAUGAGCGCCAAAGAAUUGAGGAUGCAGGAGGCUUUGUCAUGUGGGCUGGAACAUGGAGAGUUGGAGGAGUUCUUGCUGUUUCUCGUGCAUUUGGCGAUAGGUUGUUGAAGCAGUAUGUUGUUGCUGAUCCGGAGAUACAGGAGGAAAAAGUCGAUAGCUCUCUCGAGUUUCUCAUUCUUGCAAGUGAUGGUCUCUGGGACGUUGUAUCUAACGAGGAAGCCGUAGGCAUGAUCAAGGCGAUAGAAGAUCCCGAGGAAGGUGCAAAGAGACUGAUGAUGGAAGCUUACCAAAGAGGAAGUGCAGACAACAUAACUUGUGUCGUAGUACGUUUCUUUUCAGACCAAGCAGGAGGAAUAGGUUCCAGCAGCACCAGUAUCCCAAUCGAUCAUGGUAUCAUACCUGACCGAAUCUCCGGUGACUCAUCAACCUAGUUCUAACAUUGGUAACGUUCAUUCGGAUUUCGUGAUCUCAAAACAAGUGAAUCUGGGAGAUUAUAUAUUGUUAUAAAAAGGUCGAAGGUUU